AUGGGUUCGUCCUGCACCCGUUUGGGAGAGGGGCCGCAGCCUGCUGACGUCAUCUCCCCUGAGGACGUGCAAAAAGGCCAUCGGGAGCUUCUUGACACCUGUCAAGGGACAGAGCUUGAAGGAAAGAACACAGCAGCGGAGGACCUGACGCCCGCUCCUUCUGUCGUCAUUGCGCCGCCGCCUGCUGACGGCAUCUCUCCAGAGGACGUGCAGAAAGGACAGAACUUGGAGCUUCUUGACACCUGUCAAGGGACAGAUUUUGGAGCAGAGAACACAGCAACUGACGACCUCACACCCGCUCCUUCUGUCGUCAUUGCGUGGGUUCUCCGUGAAGUGGCUGAAUGGAGCGGCCCAUACCUUUGGGAAAUAACGGAAGAGGAAAAGAUGAAACGAGAGUUGCAGUUGGCUGCCCAUGCGGCGCGGCUCCUUGAGUGCUGGGAAUCGCACCAAAAGGAGUUUCCGGAGGCCUUUGCAGAGGAGCUGUCGGUGCUAGGUGGUAGAAUAGUCUUCUAUGACAAACAGCUUCAACAGUUCGCAACUUUUCUGCUGCGGCUCUUUGGUGCCUACAGGAACCCCGAACGGAAAGACUUGCACAUUGCCAUAGGCUCACAGGAGCUCUGGCCACUUGUUCUAGCGGAGUUCCGGCGCCAGCAGGCAGCUUUUGAGGGAGCGCAACCGGCGGCGCCUGCCUCAUACCGCUGGCUGUUGGGCCUUCUCCACGAAUUGGAUCGCUCCUCACCCGGAGACUAUUGUUCCACUAAGAGUACAAAGAUUGUGAACAAAGCCGUCAAAAAGCUGGAAGCAGAGCUCUUGAAGGUGCACGCCAAAGCUAUAGUCAUGGAGCGAGAAGCGGCAGAAUUGCAGCGUGCCCAGCAGCGUGCGGCGGAAUGGGCAGCCAGAGACGCGCGUGUGAAAGCUUCGGUCAAAAAGGCCCCCUGGGAUAAGGGAGCUUAG
Klebsormidium nitens is the source of this 954-nucleotide messenger RNA. NCBI's taxonomy places the organism in Eukaryota, Viridiplantae, Streptophyta, Klebsormidiophyceae, Klebsormidiales, Klebsormidiaceae. The record is from the annotation of a GenBank genome assembly.